Molecule: messenger RNA, 1757 nt
Organism: Gigantopelta aegis
Lineage: Eukaryota; Metazoa; Mollusca; Gastropoda; Neomphalida; Peltospiridae
Product: tetraspanin-18-like
Exons: 8
Coding region: 568-1437 (289 amino acids)
Cellular component (GO): membrane
Source: RefSeq, a predicted model, not a curated record
GCCACAUUACAAAAUCCUCAUUUGACCUCUAGCCUAGGUCAUCGUACAAUGUGGCUGAAGUAACAGAAAUAAUAGCUUUUCCCCUUAUUUUUUUAUGGUUUGCAGGAUAAAGAUAAUAUAGUUAAUGAGUCGGAUAUCUGCUUUAUCGUGUUCAGGCCUCGUUGAAUUUCCCAUUCUUACCUUCACAGGAUAAAGCAGAUAUCGAGCCUCGCUGAAUUUCCCACUUACCUUCACGGGAUAAAGCAGAUAUCCGAUGUAGUUGACUAGUUAUAUGUAAAGAAAAAAGAGAAAAGGGAAGAAGGAAAACAUAAUCAUUUUACAAAUAUGCAUAUAUAAGUCUCCAUGCCAAUCACACUGAUUUAGAAUAUAUGAAACUUUCACUUUCUGCAUUUAGCCUCUACAUAUCUUGAACUCGUGUAAAUCUGUAAAAGACGGAGUGUUAGGGCACUUGUUAUGACGGUGGAACAGUACAUAAAGAAGAAAGGAAGCAGAUGUUAAAAGUUUUUUUUGUGAUUGUUUACGAACAAUAAAAAUAAUAAUAAAUACAAACUAUGUAAUUUGACUACCAUGGCUUGGGGGAAACAUAAAGAUCGUAACGCUCUUAUAGAGGAGACAGAUCAGCAGAGGAAGGAGAAACCAGAGAAGACUAAAUCUGAAAAGAGACAAACUUUAAAGAAAAUCUUCAAAUAUAUAUUCUCCAUCUGCAGUCUUUUGCUUGUCCUGGUUGGUGCAGUGCUGGUUGGUCUAGGACUGUGGCCUCUAUUGGAUAAAGAGUACAUGGCCAUCUUGUCAGAGGCAGGACUGGAUGCUUCGGCAUCCAUCAUAUUGGUGGUGACGGCAGGUGGGGGCAUUCUGUUCAUCGUAGGCUUUCUCGGCUGUUGUGGCGCCGUCAUGGAGAAGACUACGAUGCUGUGUUUCUAUAUUAACAUUGUGCUGUUCAUUCUGAUGGGGCAGAUAUUGGCGGUGAUACUUCUGAUGAGAAUGAAGGAGGAGAUUGCAACCGCAUUAAAUAUUAAUCUGGUGAAAACCUUGAAGAAAGAGUAUGACAGAAAGACAGACAUUGACAAUGUCUUCAGUGCGGCUCUCGACUGGGUGCAGGUUACUUUCUAUUGCUGCGGCAUCAACAACUACACGGAAUUUAAGACGGCUAGCAACUGGAAAGACAAGAACACCAAGGUGGUUCCCGAGACUUGCUGCGUCAUCACAAACCGGGACGAGUUCUCCUCGGACUACGUGGCGCACACCAAAGACCCUGCUUGUACAUCAAAACCAACAGCUUCCAAUUCAUAUAUCAGUACACCAUGCUUUGCCGAGAUUAAACAGUGGUUGCUUGACCAUCUGAAGGUUAUCAUGACAGUUAUUGGCAGUUUUUUAAUCGUUCAGAUCGUUGGAAUCAUCUUUGCAUCCUUUCUUAUUUGUACGAUUGUCAGCAAAUGAGAAGUUAGUGCAGUGAGCCAAUCAGCAGGUUCUCUUAACUGUAUUUGUACGAUUGUCAGCAAAUGAGAAGUUAGUGCAGUGAGCCAAUCAGCAGGUUCUCUUAACUGUAUUUGUACGAUUGUCAGCAAAUGAGAAGUUAGUGCAGUGAGCCAAUCAGCAGGUUCUCUUACCUGUAUUUGUACGAUUGUCAGCAAAUGAGAAGUUAGUGCAGUGAGCCAAUCAGCAGGUUCUCUUAACUGUAUUUGAUUAAAGGGACUAUAUUCUGUGUUAUCAACGUACCAUUGUAUGAUAUUUCUAAAUAAUAAAUCCUCUCUUAACAA